Brassica rapa (field mustard) is the source of this 2282-nucleotide messenger RNA. Its product is annotated as protein Brevis radix-like 2. The record is from RefSeq and is a predicted model, not a curated record. NCBI's taxonomy places the organism in Eukaryota, Viridiplantae, Streptophyta, Magnoliopsida, Brassicales, Brassicaceae.
AUGAGUUCCAACGGGAAAUCCGCAUUAUCUGGUGAUUCCUCCUCGGAGAAACCAAAAGGCGUUCAGGCUGAGUACUAUUCCGGACCGAUCAACCCCAUCGACACACCCUUUGUCUCUUCCAGCCACUCAAUCGGCGAGCCCCACUCGAAGCAAGCCAAAGUAGUAGCGUCGGUCUCCUCCGGUCUGACAAAACUCGGCGUACCUGAUUCGAAGAAACCCAGUGCUUUGAGCCAUGAGAUGUUUGAUAAAUGGGACGCUCAAAAAUGGUGGGGUGAGAAUUUUGAGAAAGUCAUGGAGUUAUACAAUGUGCAGCAACUUAAUCAGCAGAGUGUCCCGGUUCCAACCGCUCCUCCUAGAUCCAAAGAUGAGAGCUGCAGCAAGAACAGUCCUGAAACUCCACCUCUAAACAAAGAAUGUCCUGGAAGAAAAGGCUUACUCGCGGCUAACCAAGCAAGAACACAAACACAAAGUCGGUACCACCGUGAUUCGUCUGGUCUUGCAACGACGCCAAAUCUUUCUAGCAUAAGUGGGACCCGAACUGAGACAUCAUCGGUUGAUAUGUCUGCAAGAAGUAGUGGCUCAUCAAGGGAAGAAGAAGAAGAUGGAGAUUAUUCAAUGGAGGUAUCGGUAAGUAAUGCAAGUGACAUGGAAACAGAAUGGGUGGAACAAGACGAAGAUGGUGUUUAUAUCACAAUCAGAGCUUUACCAGAUGGGACUCGUGAGCUUAGACGUGUUCGCUUCAGGUAAAAAAACAAAAACUCAUUACCCUUUCUGUUGCUAAGAAAAGCACUUUACAGCAUAUGGUUCCUGUUGUUGUUGUAGCCGAGAUAGGUUUGGAGAAAUAAAUGCAAGAUUGUGGUGGGAAGAGAACAGAGCUUGGAUUCAACAGCAGUACUUAUGAUGAUGCUCUCUGCAACAAGAAUCUGACAAAACACAAUCAAAAAACUUUUUAAUUUAUUUUUCAAAAAAUGUUUUUACUUGUAGAAGAGCUGUACAUUUUGAUGGAAUAAUACAACUUUUGGUCCAUACCUUACAUAUGAAUUGGACAAUUCACUAUGAUUUUAUUUAAACUAGAGUUGAUGCAUAUUCUAUUAUAUUUUUUAAUGACUAUACAAAAACCUAAUGAAGAAUUUCACAAUAACCGAACAAAUAUGGGAAACCGUAUUCUUCGAUUUAGGUCACCAUAUGAAGAAAUUCUUCACGUAUGAAGAAACCUUAUGAACAAAUUCUUCAUAAGGUAAAGAAAUUUUGAUUCUUUAUUCUUUUUUUUUGUAACUGAGUAAUAAUUUUAUUUAUUCGUCUCUGUUUGUUUUACCCUAUUAGGUAACCUAAUUGGCUUGACUAAAGAGCAGAUAGAUGAUCCAAGUUUAUAUCACAUCACUGUUCAGAAGAAGAGUGAGACUUCAGAGGGAAAUCAGAAGAAGAAGAAAAGCAAGAUCAGGGAGGGAAAUCAGAAGAAGAAGAGUGAGACUACAUAGGGAAAUCAGAAGAAGAAGAAGAGCAAGACCAGGGAAAGAAAUUAGAAGAAGAAGAGCAAGACCAGGGACAGAAAUCAGAAGAUGAAGGGAGUAGAAAUCUCUUUCUGAGGAGAAGGCAUGCUCUUCAUAAUAUUAAUAACUUGUGUGCAAUGCAACCCUUCUUUUCUUUUGUCUGGAUAUUAAAUGUGUUAUGCUGUUUUUGUGUGGAUGUUUACCAGCAACUCAAGACAGAUCAAAAUCUACAUUCCAGCAAUUUGUUCACAGCUAUUCCUAUAGUGGAUCAAAAUCCAAUCUUAUAUACACAUCGAAUAUUCUUGAGGUUUUUCAAUAGUGUUGAAGUCCAUCAGCUCUACCAACUGUACCUCUGUAAUUCCUCUUUUCUACGAUGCUUCUCUCCUGAAUAAUAAAACCAUCACCAGUCUCAAUCUAGCUAACACCUGCUUCUUUCUUUAACCACAGCUAAAUUGCAAUAUUUUAAUUUUUAAUUUUAACCACAAUGCAAAUUUUUUUUUUUACUUUGUAAUAAUUAUUUUGAUCACCAACCCAUUCUGAGAAAAUAGCAGUAUUAUACAAAUACGAGUAUGACAUUAUUCAAACUAAUUAUAUAUAAUGCAAAUACAUCAACUUAGAUGGAGAGGAACAAAAGAAAUCAAAAGAUAAAUGUCCUAAUAUCCUUAAAAGUUAUAAAUUUAAUGGGUUUCAAGCCAAAAGAAACAUUACCAAAAAAAAAUUAAAAAGACUGUUAAUUUAAAAUUUAUUUUAAGUAAACUUAAAUAAAUGUGGUAAUAAAUAUAAUCUUUCAGU